This is a messenger RNA of Cyanistes caeruleus (blue tit), 1454 nucleotides long. It is a transcript of the gene MDK, whose product is annotated as midkine. The record is from RefSeq and is a predicted model, not a curated record. Lineage: Eukaryota; Metazoa; Chordata; Aves; Passeriformes; Paridae. Gene Ontology annotation, molecular function: growth factor activity.
UUUCAUGCCCCAGCGGCAGUUGGAUACUAGCAGUUGGUCCAAGGAGAACGGCUGCAGCAUGGCUGAGCUGGGAACAGGCAGGCAGGUCACAAGGGAUGGAACCGGGUGGACACUUGAGGCAGCAUGCAGGAUGCAGGUUCGGGGCCUCCUCCUCCUCCUGGCGCUGAUCCUGGUGGCUGCUGCUGCCGAGGCUGGCAAGAACAAGAAAGAAAAGACAAAGAAGGAUGGCUCCAAGUGUGAGGACUGGCGCUGGGGACCUUGUGUUCCAAACAGUAAGGACUGUGGCCUGGGCUACCGCGAGGGAACUUGCAAAGAUGAGAGUAAGAAGCUCAAGUGCAAGAUCCCCUGCAACUGGAAGAAGAAAUUUGGAGCUGACUGCAAGUACAAGUUUGAGAGCUGGGGAGGCUGCAGUGCUCAGACAGGCCUGAAGACUCGCUCUGGCAUCCUGAAGAAAGCCCUGUACAAUGCCCAGUGUGAGGAGACUGUCUAUGUGACCAAGCCCUGCUCCUCCAAGAUCAAGUCAAAGUCCAAAGCAAAGAAGGGCAAGGGGAAAGACUAGAGCAGGAAGCCAGCAUCCUCAACAUGGUGCCUACAGGACUGGAUGUCCAGCUGCAGCUGGCCCACACUACAGUCUUCCUCCUCCUCUCCUUACUCCUUUCACUGAGAUGCCUUGUUUUAAUCAUUAGUGUUGUAGAGAGCAAACCCACCCACCCUGCAGGAUAGGCUGCCUCCUCCCUUGCUGUCCCAUGGGCACUGCCUCCUCUCGGCUGGUGUUGGGAUUCCCUGGAAUGUGCUCAGAGAGCUGGGAUGGAACACACAUUUUUCCACCCUCCAGCACAAAUGAGUUGCAUUUGGCACAUCCUUUUGCAAGCCCUGGAGCCUCCUUGCUCCUCCACCUGGUACCAGUGCCAGAGGGAAGGGCUGGGUGUUGAAUGACUAAGUAACCCCAUCACUCAAGCUUCUCACUCAAGGACUACUCUCACCUCAGGGGGUUUAUUCCAGCAUGGGAUAAACUUUAGCCGGGGCAUGAUUUACCUGCAGCAGUUGAGGAAAACACAACCAUCACCCUGAGAAGCAACUUUGUCUCCUCUCUGUCACUUCUAACCAUGUGUGUCCAUGCUGGGGCUGAAGCCCCUCUGCCUUUGCCAUGCCAAAACCAGUGAUGGGUGGGAGCUCUCCUUUUGGAAUUUUUUUUUCUUUUCCAAUAAAAAAUCUUUUAAAAAAAAGUAUCAGAACACCCCUGUUGUCCCCACAAGGUAAUGCUGUGUUGGAAGCCCCAGGAAACCCCAGGUGUGGUGCCCUACUGGCACCAGCAGUGAAGUUACCAUGCAGCUGGUAGUGGUGGCCUGGAUGCCACAUGCACGUGGUCCUGAACAAAGCACUAGACCUCACAGCCUCUUUCCAACAACACUUGGAAAUCUUGGCAGAAGGGAUGGACUGCAGGAAAUAUCACC